AUGAAAAAGACUUUGAAGUAUCAUAAACUAGAUAAAAUUAGAAAAAAAGAAUUCGCAAAUAAAGAGUUUUCUCGAGCACUUGAAAAGCUUAAAGAAGUUGAUUCAAAUUAUACAAAAAAACCUCUUGAGACAUCUUUUAACUGGAAUGAAAUAGCUGCUGACAUAAAGGAUGUCAAAGGAGAGUGGUAUUUUGUUGCUUUUCAAUCUAUUGGAAGCGUAAAUGCUAAUUUUGAUUUAUUGUCUGACGCUAAAAAAAGAGCUUAUCAUAAAGCGGAAAAUCAUGAAGGAUUGCUUAAGUAUUGGUCCGGUGAAUUCAAUCAAAAUCAAGAAUGUCUUUCGACAUGCAUUUGGGCAAGUAGAGAUAAUGCAGUUGAAGCAAGUGAAAAAUGUCAAUAUACUUUUGCAAAGAAGUUGGCUAACGCAAUUAUGAAACCUAUGUGUUAG
Molecule: messenger RNA, 444 nt
Organism: Dentiscutata heterogama
Lineage: Eukaryota; Fungi; Glomeromycota; Glomeromycetes; Diversisporales; Gigasporaceae
Source: the annotation of a GenBank genome assembly